Messenger RNA from Pelecanus crispus (Dalmatian pelican), 343 nucleotides. The record is from RefSeq and is a predicted model, not a curated record. NCBI's taxonomy places the organism in Eukaryota, Metazoa, Chordata, Aves, Pelecaniformes, Pelecanidae.
AUAUGAAAGGAUUGAAAUUCCUAUUCAUGUUGUCCCCCAUGAAACCAUUGGAAAAGUGUGUCUGGAAUCAGCUGUAGAGCUGCCCAAGAUCCUUUGCCAAGAAGAGCAAGAUGCCUACAGGAGAAUUCACAGCCUCACCCAUCUAGACUCCGUAACCAAGAUUCAUAAUGGCUCAGUGUUCACAAAGAACCUCUGCAGCCAGAUGUCUGCCAUCAGUGGGCCGCUCCUUCAGUGGCUGGAGGACAGACUAGAGCAGAACAAACAGCGGGUGCAGGAGCUGCAGCAGGAGAAAGAGCAGCUCCUGGAAGAACUAGCUGCUUUAGAGUGAAGGAGGAAAUGCAGA